AUGGCCACAUCCAAGAUGAUGCAAUGGUCCAUCGACAGACCCGACAGUGAACUCAAGGGCAUGAGUUACACCGAGGCUUCAAUCCCUCAAGUUGGUGAAAAUGAGGUCUUGGUAAAGUUCCAAGCAGCGGCUCUCAACUACCGCGAUGUUGCCAUAGCGAAGGGAACCUUUCCUUUCCCUCACAAGUACCCUAUCGUCCCUGCUUCCGAUGGCGCUGGUGAGGUGAUCGAAAUUGGCUCUAGGGUCACCGAAUUCAAGAAAGGCGAUACGGUUUUGAUAAUCUUCAAUCAAGCGCAUCAAUUUGGUGACAUCGACCCUUAUGCAGCAUCGACUGGUGUGGGUGGCACUAUUGAUGGUGCAUUACGCCAGUAUGGUGUUUACAAUGAGCUUGGUCUAGUGAAAGCCCCAAAGAAUCUAACUGCUAUGGAGGGUAGCGCCCUACCGGGUGCGGGUCUUACCAGCUGGAAUGCGCUUUACGGUCUAAAGCCUCUGAAACCUGGACAGAUUGUUUUGGUCCAGGGAACUGGAGGUGUCAGUAUCUUCGGACUUCAGCUUGCAAAAGCAGCUGGCGCGAUUGUCAUUGCUACAACAUCUUCAGCGGAGAAGGCUGAGAGGCUGACACGAUUGGGCGCGGACCACGUCAUCAACUACAAGACCACUCCGAAUUGGGGUGAGGCCGCUCGCAAUCUUACCCCUGGCCAACUGGGAGUGGACCAUAUUUUGGAAGUUGGAGGCCUAGGCACCCUUGAGCAGAGUCUGAAAUGCAUCAAGAUGGACGGUAUUAUUACUGCUAUCGGCUUCUUGGGGUCUAGUGACAAACCUCAACCUGGACUCAUGGACGCAUUGACCAAUAUCUGCACUGUUAGAGGUGUUUUUGUUGGUAGUCGCGCUAUGCUUAAGGAACUGAUCCUGGCCGUCGAGGCGAAUGAUAUUCAUCCCGUUAUCGAUGAGUCAACUUUCGUCCUUGAACAAGCUAAGGAGGCGUUUGAGCACCUGGCGGCCCAAAAGCAUUUUGGAAAGAUUAGAACAACCACUGGCUUUCAUGAUGUCAUCUCAUCUGAUAGUGAUGCGAAAUUCCCCGCCGAGAAAGGUCGAUAUGUGCUUUACAUCAGCUACAUGUGCCCAUUUGCACACCGAGCAACGGUGGUGAGAUGUCUGAAAGGUCUAGAGCCCUUCAUACAGUUGGUUGUUCUUGACCCUGAGCUAGGCCCAGACGGAUGGUUCUUCUCGGGUCGAUUUGGAACGGCAGAGUGUGAUCCUUUAUACAGAUUCAGAUACAUUAAAGAUCUCUACCUGAAGGCAGAUCCAGACUAUGCCGGACGGUUUUCCGUCCCAUUAUUAUGGGACAAGAAGAACCAUACGGCUGUGAACAACGAGAGCAGCGAACUCAUGCAGAUGUUUUAUACGGCCUUUGAUAACCUGCUUCCGCCCCAGUUACAGGAGCCUAAUCUCCCAGGCGGUGGUCUCUAUCCCAAUCAUCUUCGAAAGGAGAUUGAUGAGUGGAAUGCGAUGAUCCACUCCAACUUCAACGUUGGGGUGUAUAACGUGGGCAUGGCAUCUAGCCAAGACGAAUACAACCAAAGUGUCAACAGAGUAUUCGGCACGUUGGACCAAAUUGAAUACCGAUUGCGGUCCAAUGGGCCGUAUUUGUUUGGUGACUUCCUGACGGAGACAGAUCUGCGACUUUACACUACAGUGUCCCGGUUUGAUGUCGCUUACUAUACGAUCUUCCGAUGCAACCUCAAGAUGAUCCGCCUUGACUACCCUGCUAUUGAUCUGUGGUAUCGCUCGUUAUAUUACGACAAAUCGAGCCAGACAAGGGAUGCAUUCAAAGCAACCACCGACUUCUUUGCUGUAAGAUCCCAAUUGAUUGAAUAG
Aspergillus affinis is the source of this 1878-nucleotide messenger RNA. RefSeq lists its product as uncharacterized. Lineage: Eukaryota; Fungi; Ascomycota; Eurotiomycetes; Eurotiales; Aspergillaceae. The record is from RefSeq and is a predicted model, not a curated record. Gene Ontology annotation, molecular function: oxidoreductase activity. The transcript has 5 exons. The coding region runs from base 1 to 1878 and encodes 625 amino acids.